Messenger RNA from Ruditapes philippinarum (Manila clam), 874 nucleotides. RefSeq names its product carboxypeptidase inhibitor SmCI-like. The transcript is spliced from 3 exons. The coding region runs from base 1 to 870 and encodes 289 amino acids. The record is from RefSeq and is a predicted model, not a curated record. Gene Ontology annotation, molecular function: serine-type endopeptidase inhibitor activity. NCBI's taxonomy places the organism in Eukaryota, Metazoa, Mollusca, Bivalvia, Venerida, Veneridae.
AUGACGUUAACGUCACACCACAUGAAGAUGGUUUCUUCUUUCUACACGGUGACCAUUAUACUUUGUAUACAAAUCAUACUAUGUUCAAGCAACGCUGUGAACGAUAAAAAUGUGGGCGGAGCAAGUGGCAAAACUCAAAGACCCGGUCCCGAAUGCACAUUACGCAAGAAUAAAGGCGAUUGUAACGAAAGCAUUAAGAAAUUUUAUUACGAUGAAGCAACUGGAUUUUGUCGGGAAUUUAACUAUACCGGUUGCGGGGGAAAUCUCAACAACUUUCAAACAAUUGACAAAUGUUAUAGCAGAUGUGUAUGCCAGAACCCAAAAGAUAAAGGUGUAGGGUCAAACAGGAUCACUCGUUAUUUCUAUAACGCCGACACUGGAACCUGUGAAGAAUUCAAAUACAGAGGUGCAGGUGGAAACUCGAAUAAAUUUGUAUCUUUGACGCAGUGUCAAAACACAUGCGUCCGUACGACACUGAGGCGGAAAUGUAACAAUCGUCCAGAUCCCGGAAGCAACUGCAACAAUAAUUCUACAGUUCAGUUUUACUACGACAAACAUUGCGACUGUUGUCGUAGAUUUACAUACCUCGGAUGUGACGGAAACAAAAAUCGAUUCCCAACACGACAGAAGUGCAGGAAACAAUGUAUUGUCAAAGAGCAGUCAACUCCAGUCCCGCCAACACGACCCCCAAAGCCGGCAUUAUGUUUCUUUCAGAGCGUUUACGGGGAUUGUGACCAAGUCCGUACACGGUAUUAUUUUGACAAUAGGCUAGGCAGAUGUGUACCAUUUACAUAUUCAGGAUGCGGCGGAAAUGAAAAUAAUUUCUUAACUCUUUUCAUGUGUAGGCGAACAUGUGAAGUUACUCAGUAGUUUC